Artibeus jamaicensis (Jamaican fruit-eating bat) is the source of this 1786-nucleotide messenger RNA. It is a transcript of the gene NGDN, whose product is annotated as neuroguidin. Gene Ontology annotation, biological process: maturation of SSU-rRNA from tricistronic rRNA transcript (SSU-rRNA, 5.8S rRNA, LSU-rRNA). Lineage: Eukaryota; Metazoa; Chordata; Mammalia; Chiroptera; Phyllostomidae. The transcript has 13 exons. Gene Ontology annotation, cellular component: nucleolus; small-subunit processome. The coding region runs from base 596 to 1582 and encodes 328 amino acids. The record is from RefSeq and is a predicted model, not a curated record.
CCCCCUCUGUGGUCUGGUUUGCCCUCCUCUUCCUUUCCUCGGCCCCUUCUACUCCCCUGGUUCUCACACCCACACAUGCUCUCCAUCCUCUCUCAGCUCCUUCCGAAGCAGCUCCUCAUUCUUCUGGCAGUCCUAGAGUGUGAGGGCACGGGAUGGAGGCUCCUGCCACAGGUGAGGGGAUGAAGAGAAUAGAACUCAGCCUCCCUCCCUCGAGACUCUCUGCCUCAGAUCUCCAGUCUGGACACAGAGUGGAAUGAUGAUGUCCUUAAACAUCCCCACUCAUCCCUCAACCCUCUGGCACCUGCUUUUGGCUUCACCACGAUUCUCUUCCUUCUGCUCAUUAUUAUAUGAACUGAGAAGCUUUGCUGGUCCCUUCAUUCAAGCAUCUUUACGUCAUUUAGGUCUCAGCCUAAAUCUGACGGAUUUAACCAGGUCUUUUAUUCCAUUGGCUGGAUCUGGUCCCUUUUUUUUAUACAUCCUGUUCGAGGCGGAAGUGAGAGAUCCUCUAUUCCUAUUGGCUUAGAUUUGAAGCUCUGGUUGUUCAUCAGUCUCUGAACCGGGAAGUACGGCUCCGGAAGAGGCGGGCUUUGUGAAGAUGGCGGCUCCAGUGAAAGCGGAAGUGCUGGAGUCAGACCUGUCAAAUUCUGUGGCGCUUUUGAAAAACCUCCAGGAGCAGGUAAUGGCUGUGACUGCACACAUUCAAGCUCUGACAAAAAAAGUUCAAGCUAGAGCUUAUCCUACAGAGAAGGGUCUCAGCCUCUUAGAAGUGAAAGACCAGCUGCUGCUCAUGUACCUGAUGGAUUUGAGCCAUCUCAUCCUGGACAAAGCCUCAGGAGGGUCUCUUCGGGGACAUGCUGCGGUUCUGAGACUGGUGGAGAUUCGUACGGUUUUAGAAAAACUUCGUCCCUUGGACCAAAAACUGAAGUAUCAAAUUGACAAACUGGUCAAGACUGCAGUGACAGGCAGCCUCAGUGAGAAUGACCCACUCCGUUUUAAGCCUCAUCCCAGCAGUAUGAUGAGCAAGUUGAGCUCCGAGGAUGAGGAAGAUGAAGCAGAGAAAGGCCAGUCUGGGGCUUUAGGGAAGAAAUCUGCAAAUGGAGCAGUUAAGAAAUACGUUCCACCACGCUUGGUUCCAGUACAUUAUGAUGAAACGGAGGCUGAGCGGGAAAAGAAGCAUCUAGAACGAGCCAAGAGGCGAGCAUUGAGCAGCUCUGUCAUUCGUGAACUCAAGGAGCAGUACUCAGAUGCUCCAGAGGAAAUCCGUGAUGCCCGGCAUCCUCAUGUUACUCGCCAGAGUCAGGAGGAUCAACACAGGAUUAACUAUGAGGAGAGCAUGAUGGUGCGUUUAAGUGUCAGUAAGCGAGAGAAAGGACGGAGAAAACGAGCAAGUGUCAUGAGCUCACAACUUCAUUCUCUGACGCACUUCAGUGACAUCAGUGCUUUGACAGGAGGAACCCCUCAUCUUGAUGAGGAUCAGAAUCCUGUUAAAAAGCGGAAGAAGAUACCUAAGAAAGGUCGGAAGAAAAAAGGUCUGUGUUUCGGAAAGGUGAAGAGGUUUCUCUACUGUGAGCUGGUGUGGUGAUUUCCUGAAUUACACUGGGAAGACCAGAGCCUUGGUGUUGUUGUCCCUGUGUGUAUGGAAUGUUAGAUCCAGCGGAUCUGGAGCCAACUCGUCAGUCUGCCAGCCUCUAGGCUAUAACCACCCCAGUCACUAGAUAGAGCUUGCCCCACAGUGGAAUGCUGCUUCUGUGGGAAUAGAAUUAAGUAAACUAGACAUUUUAAACAU